Molecule: messenger RNA, 939 nt
Organism: Setaria italica (foxtail millet)
Lineage: Eukaryota; Viridiplantae; Streptophyta; Magnoliopsida; Poales; Poaceae
Product: protein CURVATURE THYLAKOID 1B, chloroplastic
Exons: 6
Coding region: 226-747 (173 amino acids)
Cellular component (GO): thylakoid; chloroplast thylakoid membrane
Source: RefSeq, a predicted model, not a curated record
CCCGGGAACGUGUGGCGCCCGUCCGGCGCCUGCCCCACUUUAUCCGCGGCGCGCCGAGAGCCCUCCCGCCGGCCUCAGAGGCUGAGACACCCAGCUGCUGCGCCCCGUGCUAUUAGCCUUAGCCGCCGACGUGCCCCCACGCCUAACGCCUCGGCACCGCGCCGCGACGUCACCCGGCCCUAGUGACGACACCGACCAGUUCACUGCGCGCCGCCGUGCGACACCAUGGCCCCGACCGCCCCAGCUGCCACGGGAGCGGCGAGCCCCGCCGCGCCGACCGUCGCCAAGGGCGAGGCCAAGGCCGCCGCGCGCUCCGUCGGGCUCCGGCUGCCCGCGCUGCCGCCGCUGCCCGGCCUCGGCCUCGCGGCGCAGGGACAGACCCGCGCCGUCUCCGUCUGCAAGCUGCUGGCGAGGAACGUGGUGGCCAUGGCCGCGGGGGAGCCAGCGGCGCCGAAUGCUGCCAACGAGGAGUUCACCGAGUUCGUCAACGCCCUGAAACAGGAGUGGGACAGGAUCGAGGACAAGUACGCGGUGACCACGCUCGCCGUCGCGGCCACGCUCGGCAUGUGGAGCGCCGGUGGAGUAGUAUCGGCGAUUGACAGGCUCCCCGUGGUUCCAGGCCUGAUGGAGGCUGUUGGAAUUGGAUACAGUGGGUGGUUCGCGUACCGGAACCUGCUAUUCAAGUCUGACAGGGAUGCUUUCUUUGCAAAGGUCAGGGAGGUCUACGAGGAUAUAAUCAGCGGCUAAUAGGCGGAGCACUAAUGCAAGCUCAACAAAACUAAGUUCACUCUACGAGGACCUAUUAGUCUGCUGCUGUUCAGUUUGUUGUCCCUGUAUAUUUUCAGUAGAGCAUCUAAUUUGAUCCUUACUCAAUGUAUGGAUAAAUACUUUGGAUAUUACUCGUACAUAACAUUUAAUCGUUUUAGUCAUUUGUUUCUU